GUGGCCAACGGCUCUCCACCGACUGUUUGCUCAUUGAAUUACCGUGUUCAGUCUGUUCGGCUGGAUUUUGGGAAAUAAUUUGGAGAAACGCGGGCCGCGCUACUACAUUUGAACGCCUCAUACUAUCCCGGCCUUCUGCUUAUCUGACUGGGCGUGCUUUCCUGGGCUCGCUGGCUGGGUUUGGUCGGGGAGGCAGGGGGAAGUACGGAGCUGGUCCCGAGUGAUGAUGGAGCUGGAGUCGGCCAGUAAUAGAGGCGACCUGGGAGCUGUGGGGGACUCUCUGCAGCCGCAGACCCCGAGCAGGCACGAAAAAAGCCUGGGGUUGCUCACGACCAAGUUUGUGACUUUACUACAAGAAGCGAAGGACGGAGUGCUGGAUCUAAAAGCUGCGGCAGACACCCUGGCGGUGCGACAGAAACGACGUAUCUAUGAUAUCACUAACGUGCUGGAAGGUAUCGGACUGAUAGAGAAGAAGUCCAAAAACAGUAUUCAGUGGAAGGGUGUGGGUCCAGGGUGCAACACCAGGGAGAUAGCGGAUAAGCUGAUUGAUCUGAAGGCGGAGCUCGAUGACCUAGCUCUCCGGGAACAUGAGCUGGACCAGCAGCGAGUCUGGGUCCAGCAAAGCAUCAAGAAUGUCACAGAUGACUCCAACAACAGCCCUAUGGCAUAUAUAAAACAUGAAGAUCUCUGCGGAGCUUUCAAAGGUGACACACUCCUCGCAAUCCGUGCUCCAAUAGGCACACAACUAGAGGUGCCUAUACCAGAAUCUGUUCUCAACGGACAGCGAAAAUACCAGAUCCGUCUUAAAAGUACAUCUGGUCCCAUUGAGGUUUUAUUGGUCAAUAAGGACCCCUCCAGUGCCUCUCCUGUUGUUUUGCCGGUUCCUCCUCCAGAUGACGUCCUACAGAACCUCCCAGCUCCAGCACCUACCUCCCAGCUGCCCACGGCCACCACACAGGUUCCUAAAGCAGCUAUAGCUACUCCCACAAAAAUGGCUCCUGCCACAUCAGUCCCUUCAGCCAUCCAGACAGUGACGGAGGUAACGAGCACCACGCCACUCACCCCCAAAAUAGAAACACCUGCAGCAGUUACUCAGCAGCUACAGUCCUCUGCUUCUUUGGAUGGACCUGCGUCCUCUUCUGCCUCUGCAGGAUUCGAACCAAUUAAGUCAGAUCCAUCUGAAUUGCUGGACUUUCCCAAAGACAUCUCUGAAAUGUUUGACCCCACAAAAGAGAUCAUGAGUGGAGACCUGUUGGAGGACUUGAUGUCAUCAGAAGUGUUCUCUCCUCUCCUCCGUCUGUCACCUCCACCCAGUGACCACGACUACAUAUACAACCUGGAUGAGACAGAAGGCCUGUGUGACCUCUUUGAUGUCCCCAUUUUGAACCUCUGACCUCUGAGAUUGCCAUCAGAGCAGGAAACAGUCGGCCCAGAUAUGCUAAUCUGCCUUCAUUUUAUCCAGAUUUUCCCCCUCGCUGAGAGUGAAGGUGGGAAGAGGUGCAGGAAACGAAUCUGAAGAAUGUUAAAGGGCAUCUCUGCACUGACACGAUGAGCUCCAGCUGAGCUCUGACAGCAGCUCAACGUGCCAUCUAGUGAAGAAACACAGGCAUGAACAAAACGUUUUACUUACUGCUUUUCCAAGGAAAAAAAAGAGUCGUAAUUAUAUUUUUGGGGGGAUUUUUAUGUAUUAUAAGGGGUUAUGUUUGUGUAUCAGCUUUCCCGUGUGCUUGUGAGUGAAAGUGUGUGGGCAUACUUUAUGUGAGUGUGCUUGUGUGUCUGUGAGCGUGCUUUUGUAUAGAGCGAUCUCUUAAGUCAAAGGUUUCUAGGAUUUAAGAGAAACCCUUUUACUAUCAGGUUAAAAGUCAUGGUGAGCGAAGUUCAUGCAUGACUUCAUUGAGUCCAAACAUGGCUGGUUAAAAAUGCACUGUCCUCAUGUACAUAGAGAAUAUAUCUUUUGUAUUACCAGCACACAAGUUAUUCUUUAAAAACUACUCAUUAACACACAGAGCACAAUAGUUUGCAGGUAAACAAAUGUGCCCAACAAGUGUUUUCAAGUGUUUUGUACCAGUUGGAUGAAGAGGAUCUUAAUGCAAAGCUAAGGCUAUUUAGAUUUGUGAUACAAGGAAUCACCGACCAAAUAAAAAGUAGAAUUUAAUUAGAAUUUAAAACUUGAUGCUUCUUAAAAUCUAAUAUGAAAAUCAUCACCUGUAAACCACCGUAUGACUACCUUCUUCUUAAACUGGUACUAGCGCUUCUAAACUGAUAGUUUUUAUUCUUUUUAAAAAAAAAAAAAAAGUGCCCCGCUCCAGAAUGACUUUUAUUGCAGUUGUCUUUCACUUGUUUGUAUAAGAAUGCCAUCAUUUGUAUGUAAAGGCAUUUCUGAUGUAUUUUAUUGAUGCAGUGAACAGCCUGUCUCAUGCAAUAUCCUCUUGUUUUGCUUAUUUUUUUGUAUAUGUAGCACAGAUCCAUUUUCUUUAAGUUUAAUUGUAUUUGUGUUAAGUGGAGAAGCUACCUAUCGCUCUAAAUUAGACCUUUCACUUCCAUUUAUUCUCUCUGUGCGGAGGACACGUAAGUGCUUUCUUCUGUAAAAUCACUGUUGUGUAAUAAUGUCCUUUUUUGCCCUCAAUGACGUGUAUGUUUGUACAGUAUGUACUGUGUAUAUCCCUCUACUGCUUGUAUAGAAUAGCAUUUAUUUUUUUAUACCAGCUGGAUAUGUUAUUACAGGAUCCCUGCCACUGAUUGGGGGCUACACGUCAAAGGAAUUUAUCGACAAAACCUGCUUUAGCAAAGCAUCCUGUCCCGUCGUUGCACUUUUGACAUCACUGUGGACAGACUGGUUGCUACUCAUCCUCGGCUGAGAUCCAGUUUUUAUGUUUCGGACAGUGUUGUGAGCUGCCGGGAAUUUCAGCAGUAGUGGCUGGACAAAUUGUAUCCAUAUAAGACUUGAGUGCACAGAAAGUUUUUAACAGGAUCACAGUUGAUGAGCUGUAGUUGCAUCAAAUGGAACACAAUA
This is a messenger RNA of Archocentrus centrarchus (flier cichlid), 3013 nucleotides long. RefSeq names its product E2F transcription factor 4 (gene e2f4). Gene Ontology annotation, molecular function: DNA-binding transcription factor activity, RNA polymerase II-specific; RNA polymerase II cis-regulatory region sequence-specific DNA binding; protein dimerization activity. The transcript is spliced from 11 exons. Gene Ontology annotation, cellular component: RNA polymerase II transcription regulator complex. The record is from RefSeq and is a predicted model, not a curated record. NCBI's taxonomy places the organism in Eukaryota, Metazoa, Chordata, Actinopteri, Cichliformes, Cichlidae. Gene Ontology annotation, biological process: regulation of transcription by RNA polymerase II. Bases 224 to 1393 code for a protein of 389 amino acids.